AUGUUCUCCGCUAGGUUUGACGGUGGUGAGACAGAACGCAAAUUUCGAGAUGUGCAUCGUAUAUUGCAACAAUAUGAGUACGAUGUUCUCAUGGUGAGUUCUGAUCACGGUGACGACUCUGGAGUGCUGACGAGGAAAUACUUGCAUCGGCUGAAACAAGAGGAUGGAGUUAUGUUGGCCGUAUGCACUCCGCACUAUGGUGAAGUGACUGCUUCGAAGUUCUCCAGCAACUUUGAGCUUGGAUAUGCCAUGGAUAAUUGCAUCAAAGUGCUGCCACUCCAAACGCAUGACCAAUUUCCACCGCGUCCGCCGGCCGGACCUGAGCAUGCGUUUGACAAAGACAGAAUUGCACAAGGUUACAUCAGUGCCGUGUUCAUGGCCAGUGUUGCGCGACUAGAUUGCCUAGAUUGCCGGAGCAUCUCCGAUGAAGAAAUCGCUUUGCACAUCGCCACGUGCUUGCAGACCGAAGGAGAUGGCUUUGUGACUUUGAGGUUCAACGGGAUGCGUACUCCGCCUCAACCGCCUGCUGAUUUCAGUGUCGCUCCGCCUCAACCACUGCCUGCUGAGCUGUUCAGAGCCCCUAGCAAAGUUGGAUGUGAGCGCGCAUAG
Durusdinium trenchii is the source of this 609-nucleotide messenger RNA. NCBI's taxonomy places the organism in Eukaryota, Dinophyceae, Suessiales, Symbiodiniaceae. The record is from the annotation of a GenBank genome assembly.